AUGUUUACACGUUAUUCAACUUAUAAAGUUGGAGAAAAUUUUGACAAAUUGAAUCUCCAUGGUACUAGGUUAGGAAUUGGAUUUUAUAACCCUUCUUUGGAGAAUGUUACCGUUGUUGAUGCAUUUGAUUUUAUAAUUGAUGAGUUUGGGAAACAAGGUAUGAUGGUGUUGGUUGAUAAUCAUGUUAGUGAUCCUAAAUGGUGUUGUGACAAUAAUGAUGGAAAUGGAUUCUUUGGUGACCAAUAUUUUGACCCUCAAGAAUGGUUAGAAGGACUUUCUGAUGUUGUGGCAAUAGGGAUGAGAAAUGAAUUAAGAGGUCCAAAUCAAGACAAAAACAAUAGGCACAAGUACAUGAGCCAAGGAGCUACAAUUGUUCACAAAGCAAAUCCAAAUGUUUUAGUCUUUGUUUCUGGCUUAAACUAUGACACUGAUUUAAGUUUCUUGAAGACAAAUCCUCUAAAUGUUAGCAUAGGGAACAAAUUGGUAUAUGAGUUACAUUCCUAUGCAUGGUCAAAUGGGUCACCAAAUGAUUGGAAUCAGCAACCAGUGAACAAAAAAUGUGCCAAAAUGUCCCAUUGUCACGAGUUUAAUAAAAUAGGGAUGGCAAUGGGUAGGGAUCCAGAUGAGUGA
Molecule: messenger RNA, 630 nt
Organism: Trifolium pratense (red clover)
Lineage: Eukaryota; Viridiplantae; Streptophyta; Magnoliopsida; Fabales; Fabaceae
Product: glycosyl hydrolase 5 family protein-like
Exons: 3
Coding region: 1-630 (209 amino acids)
Molecular function (GO): hydrolase activity, hydrolyzing O-glycosyl compounds
Source: RefSeq, a predicted model, not a curated record